CGCAGCGCCUACCAAAAAUAGGUCGAUUGCUAAGCUUGAGCAUCGACUUGAGGGCUGGCAAUAACGCCAGAGAUUGCUUUCAUCGCCCUACGGCUUGCCCUGAACGAACGCGUCAUCUCCCAGCGACGAUAGCUCAUUGGUCGCAGUCAGUGCUGCCACAGCUUUUCACGCGCAAUAAAUAGUCGCGCGCAAUAAAUACCGCGGGGGGCACACCCCCGCAACGAGACCGCAGCAAUUACGCCGUCGACGCGCACGUGAAACCGUAACACACGUUCGACCGCAAUGCGCCGCCUCGCGACCCUCCUGCUCGCGCUGGCGACACACGCCUACAAGGACCCCGACGGCUUCGUCGUCGCCGGCUACCUGCCCGAAUGGCGCUACGAGGGCGCGCACUGGGAGAGCCUGGCGACGCACCUCACGCAUUUGAUCUUCUUUUCGGCGGAACCGAAGCCCGACGGGACGAUCACCGGCUUAGAUCGCUUACCGAGACCCGAACUUUUGAAGGAAGCGAGAAAAGCCGCCGACGACAACGACCUGAAGCUCCUCGUGUGCUUCGGUGGGAAUGGGAGAAGUUCGGGCUUCGCGGCGAUGACCGGCUCCGACAAGUCGCGGAAGAAAUUUGUGGAAAAUCUCGCGAAGCUCCUAGAGAAAAAAAAAUUAGACGGCGUCGACUACAACUGGGAGUACCCGGGCCACUCGUUCCAGACGGGUUAUAGUGAGGCGCGCAUUUCUCGCGAAUGGCGGGGCUUGAAGUUACUCUUGGAGGAAACUAGGAGAGCGUUACCAAAUGCCGUCAUCAGCGUGGCCUACUAUCCCGACGGAAGGCAAGAGAACUUGUUAGCGGCGGCCUCGGAGAACGCGGACGUGAAUCACUACCACGCCAUGGCCUACGACCAGCACGGCGAGCACCACUCGACCUUUGGAUUCGCGGAGCGGGUCGUCGAGAACGCCCUCAGUAGUAACUUGGAUCCCUCGAAAUGCACGCUGGGCUUACCGUUUUAUGGGAGGCAUGCUGAUGGCCGGUGGGAGACCUACGAAGAUUUACUUAAAAGGGGUGCGGCGUAUCAUACGGAUUUAGAUAGUGUAGCACCAGCUAGAGACGGCGAGACGGGCGGCUGGGCCUUCAACUCGCCUUCCGCCAUCGUCGCAAAAACAAAACUCGCGCGGCGGCGUCUCGGCGGCGUCAUGGUCUGGGAAGCCGGUCAAGAUUGCAGGUUGGGCGAGACGAGACAUCGGACGUCGCGCGAGGUCCACGUCAGGACCUGCGGCAACGACGACGACAGCUUGUUGGUGGCGGUCGCGCGGGGGCGGGCCGAGUCGUCUUCGGGGGAGCUGUAAUUUUCUUGUGGUUAGUCUUAUUUCUAG
Molecule: messenger RNA, 1365 nt
Organism: Pelagomonas calceolata
Lineage: Eukaryota; Pelagophyceae; Pelagomonadales; Pelagomonadaceae
Source: the annotation of a GenBank genome assembly